UACGUGUCAUUUCCGUGGCGGCGCUGCUGUCCAUACUUAUUUUGGUCACGUGACCAAUUCAACCGCCAAAAUAAUUGUCACUUUUUUUCGCCGACCCACAGAAUUUUCUGUCGUUAGAAGAAAACGGUUAAUUUCCUCGCAUUUCUUGAUUCUUUAUCGUUAAAAAUACUCAAAAACACGUGCUAAGCCUUUGGCUGAAGUGAAACUUUAUCAAAAACUUGUAAUUAUGGCAAAAGUGCACAUAACCAAUGUUGUUGUACUCGACAAUCCUAGUCCGUUUCUAAACCCUUUCCAAUUCGAAUUAACCUUCGAAUGCAUCGAAGAACUAAAAGAAGACUUAGAAUGGAAGAUGAUAUACGUUGGAUCCGCCGAAACAGAAGAGCACGACCAGGUGUUAGACACGAUAUACGUCGGCCCAAUACCUGAAGGCAGGCACAUGUUUGUUUUCCAAGCGCCACCACCUGAUGUGACACGGAUACCCGAAAACGACGCUCUAGGCGUCACAGUGGUACUCCUAACAUGUUCCUACAGAGGCCAAGAGUUCGUGAGAGUAGGUUAUUUCAUUAACAACGAAUACUCUGAAUCAGAGCCUGAAUUACGUGAGAAUCCACCACCGAAGCCCCGUUUUGACAAAGUAGUGAGAAAUAUCCUCGCUUCCGAGCCCCGUGUGACUAGAUUUAAGAUCAAUUGGGCUGAACCUGACGCCGCGGCGGCUACGGACUCUGGAGACGGUAAUUUGGAGACGUCUCACGCCCCUAGCAAUGAUUCUUAUGGUGCAUCGUUCAAUGCUGACAGUCAGAUCAGUGGGAUUGAGUUCCAAGGGAGUUUGAGUGGAUAUGGUGACAAUUCUAACUCAAUAGCGCCAAUGGAGUGCUGAGAUGACCAAAUAAUAGUGUAGGAAAGUAAUUGGCUUAGAGAAGUAUAAAUAAUGGACUAAACUUGUAAUCUUAGUGUGGUGUGUUUGUGUAAGCAGUGCUAUUUAACGUGCUGAAAUUUAUGACAGUCAAUAAAAUAAAGUGACUGUUUUAUAUAAACUACUCCUAAAUGUUAGACUAUGAGAAAUCCACUACACUUGUUCAUACAAAAAUCGUCUCUAAACUUAGGAAAUAAGGUAUAUAAUGCAGUUAGUGUAGAGUGGUCACCGGUGACUGCUUGGGCAUUGACCAGCAUCCAUUGUUGUGGAGGCAACUUGACACUUUUUGUUUCUUAACCCAUAAAUCCCCAAGCGGUCACCGGUGACCACUUUCCACUAAUAUUACAUUAUAUUAUAGACCUUUUUUCUAAUGUUUAGAGACUACUUUUGUAUGACCAAAUUUAGGGGGUGGACCUGGAUUUCAACGGGUUAAAAGAGAUGAUAGAGAGAUUUAAGCAUAUAUAAACUAAGGGUUACAGAUCACACAUAACAGCCUAUAAGAGGCCACUGCUGGCCAAAGGCCUCUUGCACAGGGAAGGCUUGAGAUUGAGAUUAAUCACCAAGCUUGAUUUCAAAGAAAAUUAGUCUUCUUAAAGCCAGAGUGUUGCAGCUGAGGGAACGAGAUCUCGCUAGACGACUUGUAUAGCUCUGUUUCUUUCCCUCAAUGGAAUCAUUCUGACUUCAGGACGUUAUAAUAACCCCGCAGGUUUCCUCACGAUGUUUUCCUUCACCGUUUGUCAGUGGUGUCUAAAUAACAUUAGAAAGUACAUAUAACUCUGAAAAAGUUACAUUGGUACUUGCCCUUGGUAGGUUUUGAUCCGAACUCUCAUCCAUAAGAAGAGGGCGUCGGGUCCUCCGGGCCACCACGACUUUGGGAGACUAACAUGCUGUUUAACCCUUAUUUGGAGGAGGAUAAACCUGGAUUAAGUUUCCUUUUUAGUAGUUUAACUGGCAGAUCUUUCAUAUGUACUUUUAAUUCUUUAAACACGUUGCCCCACAAUGAUUUUCUCCCGUGUCGUGGGUGCGUCUACAAACAUACGAGUUCACAUACACAUGACACCUAGACCUGGAACAACUAUCUGUAGGUUACACAAAGAGAUGCUCUGUACGGGAAUCGGACCCGCGACACCUUGCGCGGUAGCCACUUGCCCAGCUACCGCACCAAACGUGUUUUGAAGUACUAAUCCGAGUUUUCUUUUUUUUUUGUCAUGUGCUAAAGUGUUAGUUAUGCUAACUGUAAAUUCUUUCACACUGAAACAGCCUGUUUAUAUGUACUCCUCUGUCUAUUUGUGAAAAGUUAAAAGUAAUGUUACAACAUUAAUAUUGGAUUAUGGUAAAAAAGUUUAUAUAAAACAGUUACUUAAAAUUUGACUAAGGAUCGAAGUUUGUAUUCAACAUUUAGGACUAGUAUAUCGUGUAUAAUAUCAUUAGGUUAAUAGUAUUUUAAAAGAACUGCUUCAUUAGAAGGACAAGUUGCGAAACGAUGGACACCUGGAACACCAGAGGAUAUUUAUUAUUCCUUGUUGUCUAUUAAAGUCGUCACAAAUCAAUACGACUAUCAAUACUGAUAGUGAAUACUUUCAUUCACUAUCAGUACUGAUAGGGAAUGAAAGUAUUAACUGUGUAUUCAUAUUACAAAGGUGCUCUUUCAUAACUGUAAAAGCAAAAUAGGUUGCUUAUGGGACGACGUGCUCCAUCGUAGACCGCAUCAUCGCUUAAAACCAGGCAAGAAAGUGGUCAAACGUCGGCCCAUCAAAUAUAAUUUAAAAAUAAGUUCUUGGCGACUGGCAGAGCAAACAAAUAUGUUUGUAAUUUCAUAGCAGUCUGCGAUGUUCGCUGCACUUUCCCCUCCUCUGGGUUGAUUUAUUAAAAAUAACUGCUAAUUCCAGCUUCCACAGAUCAUAUUGUUGUGGAUGGAAUAGAAUUAGAGCUUGCACUCUCAAAAAGCCGGCUCGUUACUCCUCUGGUGUUGCGGGUGUCCAUGGGCGGCGCAGAUUGCUUACCAUCAGAUCAUCCAUCUGCACGUACGCCAUAAAAAAAAUCUAAUAAAGUAGUGUCUUAAAAUAACCCUUUGUGACAUGAACUUAUAAUAAGUUAAUACAAAAACAAGAGAAUGUGUAAACUCUUGCAAAAACAAUGACUAUGAGUUAUUCUAUUUGAAAACCAUGAAGGGAAUAUGAUCCAAUAAAAAUACUGAUGCUAAUAAGUUACAAUUCUUUUAUCUCACGAGCGCGGGUGAGCCAUAGUUGUAGUUCGUAUAGACACGCGCGCUUGUGUGCGUAACUCAUUCAUUGCCAUGCCGGCCGUAACUGAGCGUUCCCGAACGUACGCAAACAAAGACAAUGCGCAUUGUGCAUGUACCCACAAAAGUACCUAUGGCGCACCCGCCGCGCUCUUGAGAUAAAAUAUUAAUUGUACCGAUGAGGCUUGACAACGCGGGAGGAUGACCUGUUAAAUAAAACUGAAGUUUUUUGAAGAAUCACCCAUCCCCUUUGGGGGCUUAAAGACGUCAUAUAUAACUCAAUACUAACAUGUUUCUAAAUAAAAAACUAGCGUACAUAACAGAAUUUUGUAUUAAUUUUAGUGUCUACACGUGACCCCAAAACAGUGGGGUCAAUAGCCCCCUCACUUUUGGGUUGUUGGGUUUGUGAUCCGACGUAUUUUAUUUAUUUUAUAUCUAUACAUUUUGAAAUUAUGUUGUAUUUUUUUUUCAUUCACUAGAACAUUUUUUUAAAUUUUAGUGUUCAUAAUUGAGGUUUGUAAUGUCACAGUUUUAGGGCAAUAAAUGCAAGGAAUUUAGUACUAAACAAGUUUUUACAAUUAAGGCAUGUUGUUUAAAAACUAGGUAAUAUGUUAUAUCUGAGAUCUAAAUAAGGUAUUUAUACAUUUUAUAACACUAUGGGGUCAAAAGACCCGGGGGAAGGGGUCAAUAAGCCCCUUAACUUUAUAAGCGAAUGUAAAGUGUUUUAGUUCAAUUUUUAGCUUAAGUAUUUGUUAUUAAGAUUCAUUUUUAAGUAAGUUUGGUUUUUAACAAAGAAAAGUCGAAAUCUACCGUUUAAAUUGACAUUAGCUGGUCUCUAUUUCACUCCAAAGUUACUAUUGAUGCGGAAAGUUAAUGUCUGCAACAAUUUUCCUAAAGUUAACUUAGCAACCUGAUAUAUGCAGUCAUGAAUUUAGGCUCCUGUCAUAAUAGCCGUUCUCAAUUCAAUAGCUUUGGCAUGAAGACCCUUGUCCCACCGCCGGCGAGAAAACUAACCAUUAGCUAUUUUCUCUAUCAAGAAACGUAUACUAGCUGUUGCCUGCGACGUCGUCCGCGUAGAAUAAUAUGACUUGGCAGAAUUCAUCAAAGUCGAUUCAGUGGCUAAGUGAGAUUUAUUGUGAAAUGAAUUGAUCAUGGUUUAAAAAAAAUAAUAAUACCCCAGGAAUUGUGACUCGCUGCCAAUUCUAGCUACUUGUUAUUCGUUCAUCGUUGCCGGUGAGACAAAGAAAACUGCCUUAAUCUGGAUUUUGAUAUUAUUUUAUUAUAGACUAUUAUAGAGUUUCAGUCAAAAAUUGAAUAUCAAUCCGUUGGUUUUGUGUUAACAUCGGAUAUUAAUUUGAACCCUUAGACUAAUCCGUAUAUAAUUCAUAUUUAGUUAAAAAAUAUGUAUCGACUGCUUUUUGUUUUUAAGUUGUGUUUAAUUAUUUAGCAAAAAAUAUCUCGUAAUAUCGAAAUGUAUGUAAAUUGUUGUAAAUAUAAUGUGUUCUCAUGUUACUGUUAAGUGUAAAUUACGUUUAGAUUUUAAUUGAUUUAAUACAUAGUUAAGAAACAAAGUCUUUGUUUU
Messenger RNA from Spodoptera litura, 4737 nucleotides. RefSeq names its product histone chaperone asf1 (gene asf1). Gene Ontology annotation, cellular component: nucleus; chromatin. NCBI's taxonomy places the organism in Eukaryota, Metazoa, Arthropoda, Insecta, Lepidoptera, Noctuidae. The record is from RefSeq and is a predicted model, not a curated record. Gene Ontology annotation, molecular function: histone binding. Gene Ontology annotation, biological process: DNA replication-dependent chromatin assembly.